AUGGUCCAGCCCGUCCAAGAUCUGCCCGGCCUGCCCCACCACCACUACUGCACGACAUGCGGGUACCUCCCUCACCCCUCCCCACUCAUCAACGAGAAGCCGAAGCCCGUGCGGAAGGAUUCAGAGCCUCACGAGAAGUUGGCCAUCGUUCUGAAUAGCAUCCUUGACGAUGUACACUGGAGUUUGGGCGGGUUUCUCCACGCUGUAUUCUCGAUGUUCGGGCGCAAUGCACAUCGUACCCAGCGUCACGCUCAGGUUGUGUCGAGGUUCCUGAAAGGGAAGGAUAAGGAUCCAAAUGGUACGCCAGAAAGCAUCCUCGACCUGUGGAUGCGCCAUUCGGAUGGGCGAUCGUCAAGUCCCCGAUGGCCCCUCCCACCAAAAUCUGAGACUGCGGCGGACCCGGUGCGGGUUGCACUUAUGCGGUUCGCCGUACACCUCGUGGAGAAGACACUCGUUAGCGAGGCUGAACAGGCUAUUAAGCCUCAAAACGGCUUGCACGCUUCACGGAAGCUGCGGAAGAGUGACAAUCCUACGGACGCCUCCGAAGUUCAGUGGGCCGACAUAGGUGCAACAACCCUCGCAUCUGUAUCAGCUAUCACAAAGACCCAACAGCCGCUGCUCUGGGAGCUUCUGCUCUCCAUUGCGGAGCGUGCACCUGGUGCCAAGAGCGUCACGGACGCAGAUGACGCUCGUCGGAAUCGUCCCGCAGAGCUGGUGGUAUGCAACGUGAUCACGACCCUCGACUUCUCGCGCUCCAAUCGUGCCAACCUCGCUCCUCUCUCCUUCGGUUUCCUCGAGUUUGCCUUCUCGACACCGUCAGACAUCUACCCCUACCAGUCCCGUCUUGGCAUCACCCCGACAUACUCAACCAUCCGACGUACUCUUGAGAAGAUGUCACUGAAAGAAGCGACACGUGUACGGGAACUUGGAGCCGACCCAAACAACCCCAUCUGCAUUAUCACGGACAACGUUCAACAUUAUCUGAAGCAGCGGGACGCCUGCGUCGGCCGCGCGAACGGGAUCAACAUCGGCAUGGCGGCUACAUACGUGGAGCUCUCUCACGUUCCCCCAUCCGCUCUUGACUAUGACGACAAGCAAUCGCGCGUGGCUGCAAAUCUCCGCGCAUCAGUGACAGUCACUCAGCUUCUCAAAUUUGUUGAUCAGGAACAUUUUGCGAGAGUGGGUGUGCUCACUCUCCUGCGCAUUCUCAUCAACCGUAUCCCUGAGCUCAAAAAGUACAAGACCAACGUCUCAACAGGCUAUCGCACUCAGGCAAAGAAGAUACUGCUCGAUCCGGUCGCGUCACCACUGCACCCGCUUGGAACGAGCGCGAAGAACGAGACUGUCACGCGUGAGCUGAAGGACGCGCUGGAAGAUUUCCUAGGUCAAGUUGGUCAAGAGAAGACGAGCCACCACCGCAAGCUGGUUCUAUGCGUCGGCGAUGGGCUCACCUACGACAAGAUCGUGCAGCUGAAGAACUAUCUUCGGUUCCACGACAACCCAUUCGAGAGCUUCCAGCUCAUCAAACCUGUUCUCGCUCCGUGGCACACUGCAUGGACCGACCUCAGCCGUAUCUUCAGCGCGCACUGGGACAGCCUCGUAUCACGUGAUCCUUCCAAGCUCGGCUUCGGAGCUGCAAAGCUCCAUCGGCGCCCCCCAUCGAAUCUCAAGAAACCUGACUUCAAUCAGGCACUUGAGAUUGUGGAAACAGUGCAUGAUGCACACGUCCUCGACUGCUUCCGGUGA
Epithele typhae is the source of this 1746-nucleotide messenger RNA. RefSeq lists its product as uncharacterized. The transcript has 2 exons. The record is from RefSeq and is a predicted model, not a curated record. The coding region runs from base 1 to 1746 and encodes 581 amino acids. Lineage: Eukaryota; Fungi; Basidiomycota; Agaricomycetes; Polyporales; Epitheliaceae.